Messenger RNA from Oppiella nova, 669 nucleotides. NCBI's taxonomy places the organism in Eukaryota, Metazoa, Arthropoda, Arachnida, Sarcoptiformes, Oppiidae. The record is from the annotation of a GenBank genome assembly.
AAUUAAUAUUAAAUAUUAAAAAGUGAUUCAAAUAUCAAGAAUAAUCUGAAAAUGUCUUCAGUUUUCUCUGUCAUUGUUUUAAGUGUCUGUUCGGUUGCAGUCAUCGGUGGUACAGAUUUACAACAAUUAACUAAAAAUCUGAUGAAAUCACUCAAUCCAAACGGCGCUGACUCUCAUCCCAAUGGACUUCUCUUACAAUUAACUAAUGGUGAACAAUCGGCGUUAAAAUCCUUUGUUGGGGACAACUCUCAGGAAAAAUUAAAACUCGAGAUCUCUUUUGUCGGAACCGUUAGUAUCAGUGCUCAGAGGAAUGACCAGAAGGUUGUCGUUUCGACAGACUAUUUGGGAGGACUCGGCCUUCAGUUGAAUGCCAACCAAAGCAAUGCCAACACAAUUGAUGGCAAACCUGUGGAUCCAUUCCUGAAGAAUAUCUACGAAAUAAACGAGAAAUCACAGAAACAUUUGUCGGAUGAGGAGACGGCUGUACUCAUAGCUCACGGAUCGCUAACUGGGACUCAAAUAGUGGCCAAUAAUUACAAACUGGAAACCGAUUUAAUCGGAGGGUUUGUCGUCGGCUCGAAGACCAGAGUCCAAGAAAUCGUCAAAUACCUGAUCGACACGACGGCCGAAGUGUUCAUCAGUUUCUCGUCCUCCGAAUCCCAGUCCUAA